GCAGUUUCCGGCGUGAGCGGCGAAAGCCGGGAGGGCGAGCGAGAGAGCGACCAGGCAGCAGGCUGCCGGCGGGCGGGCGGACGGCACGGAGGGAGGGAGCAAGCGAGCAGUGAGUGAGCCAGCGAGGGCGGCCGGGUCCCGAAGUCAGCCGAGAUUUCUCAGGUCCCUCCGGCCCCCUCCCUGGAGUCCACAGCGCCUCCGGUGUCCAGCGGAUCGGACACGGCCCGGCCCGGCCAUGGCCUCGUUGCUGAAGGUGGAUCAGGAAGUGAAGCUCAAGGUUGAUUCUUUCAGGGAACGCAUCACAAGUGAGGCAGAAGACUUGGUGGCAAAUUUUUUCCCAAAGAAGUUGUUAGAACUUGAUAGUUUUCUGAAGGAACCAAUCUUAAACAUCCAUGACCUAACUCAGAUCCACUCUGACAUGAAUCUCCCAGUCCCUGACCCCAUUCUUCUCACCAAUAGCCAUGAUGGACUGGAUGGUCCCACUUAUAAGAAGCGAAGGUUGGAUGAGUGUGAAGAAGCCUUCCAAGGAACCAAGGUGUUUGUGAUGCCCAAUGGGAUGCUGAAAAGCAACCAGCAGCUGGUGGACAUUAUUGAGAAAGUGAAACCUGAGAUCCGGCUGUUGAUUGAGAAAUGUAACACGGUCAAAAUGUGGGUACAGCUCCUGAUUCCCAGGAUAGAAGAUGGAAACAACUUUGGGGUGUCCAUUCAGGAGGAAACAGUUGCAGAGCUAAGAACUGUUGAGAGUGAAGCUGCAUCUUAUCUGGACCAGAUUUCUAGAUAUUAUAUUACAAGAGCCAAAUUGGUUUCUAAAAUAGCUAAAUAUCCCCAUGUGGAGGACUAUCGCCGCACCGUGACAGAGAUUGAUGAGAAAGAAUAUAUCAGCCUUCGGCUCAUCAUAUCAGAGCUGAGGAAUCAAUAUGUCACUCUACAUGACAUGAUCCUGAAAAAUAUCGAGAAGAUCAAACGGCCCCGGAGCAGCAAUGCAGAGACUCUGUACUGAGGCCAGGGCCAGGGCCAGGGGACUCUGUGAGUCUGGCUCAAGACCGACAUUGCCUUGGUUUGUUACAUGACUAUCGUGAUGGGGAAACUGGCUGGAAAUAGUAAUCACACCUCUCUGUUUUUAGUUAGAGUCUAAUGAAACUCUCAUCUAGUUCUGUGAUGUGUUUACCUCUUUUUUCAGGCCUCAGGAACUCUUCUAUUUCCUUCCCUAAUACCCCACACCCAACCUGUCGUAAUUUCUGGAAAACUCCAGGUUUGUGUGUGCAGGAUGUUGGCACAAAAAUACUUGUGUUUUCACUCUCCUCCUCUCUCCCUCCUGUGUCUUGCGCUGUAUGUUUUCUUCCUUUUGAUAAUUAGUUGGUUAAAAGCUGAAGGGAACCGGAAGGAAAGUGCUAGGUGUUUUUUAGGAACUAGGGUGGUGGGGGGAUGAACUUCUCUUCCUCACAUGAGGUUACUGUUUCUUUCCUCUGUGGGGCAUUGGAUCCUUCCACAGUUGCCCUGGUGAUGACUUCGGGCUUUGCAUCUGUGUACAUCCCACCUUGAAUCUUGAUCAUGACAAGAAACACGUUAGGCCUUCAGUCAAUUCCCAAGCUCCUUCCGAUGUUUUUAUAAUGGGCGUUUUCGCAUGCACAUAUGUGUAUGUACGUAUACACCCAUACAGACAUGCACACACACACUCCUACUCCAUUAGCUCCUCCCUCUCCACAAUCCCUGUCAUGUACCUUUCAGGAGGUGAUGGUUGUCUUAGUUGUCAUCUACCCAAACAAACGUCCUGGGCCCGUCCUCCCUCCUGAUACUGUAGCCUCUUGGUACCUAGGGUGAGUUGGUGGAGAACAGAGAGAUGAGAAGCAGAGGGCUUGGGGAAGGCCUGUUCCUCUCUGACUCAGCCCUUUUUGGCAUUAUUGCAAAAGCUUGACUCCUGGUUGCCUUUUCCCAGCCAGUUGUCAGUCGGGGUGAAGAUGUCUGCAAGUAUGAGGUCUGGACGCUGCUGCUCAUGUUGGGCUUUCCUUUUGGGAAAUAUUUCUCUUAUUUAUAGUGUCGGGCUUCUGGGGAAAGCAAUCAUUGGUGUGUAUGUGUAUGUGCACGCACACACAUACAUAUACACGUUUGUGUAUGUGGAAAUGCGCUGGGCAAGUCAAAGCUAUAGAAGAGUUGCCUCCUGUCUCUCGAAUCUUCCAGAGAUAUCACUUAACUGUUAACAGCUUUCGUGUUAAUCCCCGUCAGCCCCCAGCUCUUUUAUUCUACCACGGCUGGAGAGUUGAUACCUGCAGUCAGCCUGCCAGUAACUCUUAGUGUCUGUUUCUGACUUAUUCUUCCUGUCUCUGUCUUCCAACCCCCAAUAAUAUUUCCACCUAGGAUGCAUCAUUUGUACUCCCGAUACUCUGUAGAGAAGGAGUCAGGAUGCUGUCUUCCCACGAAUAGUACUCAGUAACAAACCAACUGCAUUUUAGUUGGGCAGUGCUCCCACCCACCCUUCAGAUCCCUUCCAGCUAAAACCCUUCCCCCUUCCCUCCAUGUGUUUCUCAGUUCCCCGUUCUGUUUGUUGGAUUGUUCCACUGCCCCUCCUCCUCACCCUACCACCCUUGGAUCGUAAUGUAAAAUUCUUUUACCAUGUCAAGAAAUUAUUAAAAAUACAGGUACUUUGACCUCUUUCUAAAGCCGCA
This is a messenger RNA of Chlorocebus sabaeus (green monkey), 2663 nucleotides long. It is a transcript of the gene PSME3, whose product is annotated as proteasome activator subunit 3. The record is from RefSeq and is a predicted model, not a curated record. Lineage: Eukaryota; Metazoa; Chordata; Mammalia; Primates; Cercopithecidae. Gene Ontology annotation, cellular component: nucleoplasm; cytoplasm; proteasome activator complex. Gene Ontology annotation, biological process: regulation of G1/S transition of mitotic cell cycle; positive regulation of endopeptidase activity; regulation of proteasomal protein catabolic process. Gene Ontology annotation, molecular function: endopeptidase activator activity.